This is a messenger RNA of Rangifer tarandus platyrhynchus (Svalbard reindeer), 2148 nucleotides long. Lineage: Eukaryota; Metazoa; Chordata; Mammalia; Artiodactyla; Cervidae. The record is from the annotation of a GenBank genome assembly.
AUGGCGAAGUCCCCGGAGAACUCUACCCUGGAGGAGAUUCUGGGGCAGUAUCAACGUAGUCUCCGGGAACGUGCAAAUAGAAGCAUUCACCAGUUGAAAUGUACCCUGAGAGAAGGUGAUGUCACCGUUGGAGAAGAUAUGCUGGAUCCUUCUUUUAAUACCAGUGUAGGAAAUGAGGAUGCUGGAAAUGCCUGGCGUGAACUACAACACAGCCAUGCCGUUAACCAACUCAAAGCUUUGUUGCGCCAACAAGCAACCAAGGAAAGUGAGGUAUCUCUAGGAAGACAAGAAACAUCCUCUUUGAGGUCAUCAGAAUGUGAGGAAACCAAUAUGCCUACUGUCCACAAUCUUGUUCCUAUCAUCAAUGACCAGUCUCAGUACAUUUAUCAUUUAGAGGCAGAAGUCAAGUUCUGCAAGGAGGAACUGUCUGGAAUGAAAAAUAGGAUACAAGUAAUUGUGCUUGAAAAUGAAAGGCUCCAACAACAGCUGAAAUCUCGAGGACAAGAAGAAAUGAGGGAACAAACACUUCUGGAUGAAUCUGGAAACAUGCAGAAUUCUUGGAUUACAACAGGUGACGACUAUAGGGUGGAUGAAGCUGCAAAGAGAUCAUUUUCAUGUGGCAAUGCCAAUACUGUCAAAGUAGCUUCUGCUGGUGAGGCUGAAAAUUGGAAGCUAGAACUGGAGAGACUAAAACUUACUUAUGAGGAAAAGAGUGAAAUCCUGGAAUCUCAAUUGACUUUUUUGAGGAAAGACUUAGCUGAAUAUCAGAAAAACUGUGAAGAUCUUAAAGAGCGACUAAAGCAUAAAGAGUCUCUUCUUGCUGCUAAUAUUUCUAACCGUGUUGGUGGUCUUUGUUUGAAAUGUGCUCAGCAUGAAGCUGUUCUUUCCCAAACCCAUAAUAAUGUUCACAUACAAACCAUUGAAAGACUGACUAAAGAAAGAGAUGACUUAAUGUCUGUGCUAGUUUCCGUGAGGAGCAGCUUGACAGAGGUGCAGCAAAGAGAAGCAAGUGCUUAUGAGCAGGUGAAACAAGCUGUGAAAAUGACUGAGGAGGCCAGUUUUGAAAAAACUAAGGCUUUAAUCCAAUGCGAACAGUUGAAAAAUGAGCUGGAGAGGCAGGCAGACCGACUUGAGAAAGAACUUGCAUCUCAGCAAGAAAAAAGAGCCUUUGAGAAAGAGAUGUUGAAAAAAGAAAUAACAAAAGAAAGAGAAGACAUGGGCUCAAAGAUGUUGACCCUAUCUCAGAAUAUUGCCCAACUGGAGGCUGAGGUGGAAAAGGUUACAAGAGAGAAAAUUUCAGCUGUUCAUCAACUCGAGGAAAUUCAAAACCAGCUUGCUUCCCGGGAAAUGGAUGUCACAAAGGUGUGUGGAGAAAUGCGCUAUCAAUUGAAUAAAACCAAAAUGGAGAAGGAUGAGGCUGAAAAGGAGCACAGAGAGUACAGAAUAAAAACUAAAAGGGAUCUUGAAAUUAAAGAUCAGGAAAUAGAGAAAUUGAGUUUAGAACUGAGUGAAAGCAAGCAGCGCUUGGAACAGCAGCAGGAGAAGGCAACCCGGGCCAGAGAGGAGUGCCUGAAACUGACAGAACUGCUGGGCGAAUCCAACCACCAACUGCACCUCACCAGACUGGAAAAAGAUAGCAUUCAGCAGAGCUUUAGCAAUGAAGCAAAGGCCCAAGCCCUUCAGGCCCAGCAAAGAGAGCAGGAGCUGACACAGAAGAUACAGCAAAUGGAAGCCCAGCAUGACAAAACUGAAAAUGAACAGUAUUCAUUGCUGACCUCCCAGAAUUCAUUUUUGACAAAGUUGAAGGAAGAGUGCUGCAUGUUAGCCAAGAAACUGGAACAAGUCUCUCAGAAAAGCAGAUCUGAAAUAGCUCAGCUCAGUCAAGAAAAAAUGUAUACAUAUGACAAACUGGAAAAGUUACAGAGAAGAAAUAAUGAAUUAGAGGAACAGUGUGUCCAGCAUGGGAGACUACAUGAGAUAAUGAAGCAAAGGCUGAAGCAGCUAGACAAGCACAGCCAGGCCACAGCCCAGCAGCUGGUGCAGCUCCUCAACAAGCAGAACCAGCUUCUGCUGGAGAGGCAGAGCCUGUCGGGAGAGGCGGGACAUCUGAGACCCCAGUUACCCAGCAUGCCACAAUCUGAUUGCUGA